AGCCGGGGGCGGGGCCGCCUGGGGGAUGAAGUGGGGGCGCUCGACUCGUCAACCUCACUCACAGCUGCCGGGCGGCGGGGAGAGCGUCCUUCGCCUCUGGACCGGCGUGCAGACCUCUGACCCUGGAGUCUCUCGGCCGCCGGGAACCGUCCUCUUGGGUCGUCGCCCGGGCCGCCCGCCGUUUCCCGGCCCCGAGGGGCCCGGCCGGCCGCGGCGGGGGGAGAGGUCAGCAUGAGCCCGGGGGUCCGGCGGGCCGGCGCAGGGCAGGGGGCAGCUGCCGCGGUGCAGCUUCUCAUCACCCUGAGCUUCCUCCCGAGCGUCGUCGAGGCCCAGGUCACCGGAGUCUUGGAUGACUGCUUGUGUGACAUUGAUAGCAUCGAUAACUUCAACACCUUCAAAAUCUUCCCCAAAAUAAAGAAGCUGCAAGAACGAGACUAUUUUCGUUAUUACAAGGUUAACCUGAAACGACCGUGUCCUUUCUGGGCAGAAGAUGGCCAUUGUUCAAUAAAAGACUGUCAUGUGGAGCCUUGUCCAGAGAGUAAAAUUCCAGUUGGAAUUAAAGCUGGAAAUUCUAAUAAGUACUCAAAAGUGGCAAAUAGUACCAAAGAAUUAGAAGACUGUGAGCAAGCUAGUAAACUGGGAGCAAUUAACAGCACAUUAAGUAAUCAAAGCAAAGAAGCUUUCAUUGACUGGGCAAGAUAUGAUGAUUCACAGGAUCACUUUUGUGAACUUGAUGAUGAGAGAUCUCCAGCUGCUCAGUAUGUAGACCUGCUGCUGAAUCCCGAGCGUUACACCGGCUAUAAAGGGUCCUCUGCAUGGAGAGUGUGGAACAGCAUCUAUGAAGAGAACUGUUUCAAGCCUCGAUCUGUUUAUCGUCCUUUAAAUCCUCUGGCACCCAGCCGAGGAGAAGAUGAUGGAGAAUCAUUCUACACAUGGCUAGAAGGUUUGUGUCUGGAGAAGAGAGUCUUCUAUAAGCUUAUAUCGGGACUUCAUGCUAGUAUUAAUUUACAUCUGUGUGCAAAUUAUCUUUUGGAAGAAACCUGGGGUAAACCUAGCUGGGGACCUAACAUAAAAGAAUUUAAACGCCGAUUCGACCCUGUGGAGACCAAGGGAGAAGGCCCAAGAAGGCUAAAGAAUCUGUACUUCCUAUAUUUAAUUGAGCUUCGAGCUUUAUCAAAAGUGGCCCCAUACUUUGAGCGCUCAAUUGUCGACCUUUACACUGGAAAUGUGCAAGAAGAUGCUGACACAAAAACCCUUCUACUGAAUAUCUUUCAAGAUACAAAGUCCUUUCCCAUGCACUUUGACGAGAAAUCCAUGUUUGCAGGUGACAAAAAGGGGGCCAAGUCGUUAAAGGAGGAGUUCCGGUUACAUUUCAAGAACAUCUCCCGUAUAAUGGACUGCGUGGGAUGCGACAAAUGCAGGUUAUGGGGGAAGCUACAGACUCAGGGUUUAGGAACUGCCCUGAAGAUAUUAUUCUCUGAAAAAGAAAUCCAAAAGCUUCCAGAGAACAGCCCAUCUAAAGGCUUCCAACUCACUCGACAGGAAAUAGUUGCUCUUUUAAAUGCUUUUGGAAGGCUCUCUACAAGUAUAAGAGAGUUACAGAAUUUCAAAGUUUUAUUACAACACAGUAGGGAUACAAGUACUCUCUGGUGGGAAAGGGGGACCUUAAGGUGCCACUGUAUAUAAGCAAGGACAGCUAUUUUGAUCUCCAUCAGCAUUGCCUUCAUCUGGAAAUUUGGGAACAGUUCACAGUAAGCCUCCCAGCAGUUCUGCAAACUGAAGUACCUGCAGAAACCAUAGCUAUUCACCAAAAUACACAGACUGGGUGCAUGGUAUCAUGGAAAUUAUUUGGUAAAACAAAAACAACACAGACACAUACCAGGUUUAUGUGUAUUCUCUUUGAAGUAACAUCUACAGGUGCAGCUUUGAUUUUGAACAGAAUUCCAAAUGAUUUGCUGUUGUACCCACAAGAUUACAGAAAAUGUGAAUUAAAGUAAAUGUUUCUGCAACCUU
This is a messenger RNA of Capra hircus (goat), 2013 nucleotides long. It is a transcript of the gene ERO1B, whose product is annotated as endoplasmic reticulum oxidoreductase 1 beta. The transcript has 18 exons. Gene Ontology annotation, biological process: protein folding in endoplasmic reticulum. Bases 232 to 1686 code for a protein of 484 amino acids. Gene Ontology annotation, molecular function: protein-disulfide reductase activity; thiol oxidase activity; FAD binding. Gene Ontology annotation, cellular component: endoplasmic reticulum; endoplasmic reticulum membrane. The record is from RefSeq and is a predicted model, not a curated record. Lineage: Eukaryota; Metazoa; Chordata; Mammalia; Artiodactyla; Bovidae.